Penicillium lagena is the source of this 1536-nucleotide messenger RNA. Its product is annotated as cytochrome P450. Gene Ontology annotation, biological process: ergosterol biosynthetic process. The transcript is spliced from 3 exons. The record is from RefSeq and is a predicted model, not a curated record. Bases 1 to 1536 code for a protein of 511 amino acids. NCBI's taxonomy places the organism in Eukaryota, Fungi, Ascomycota, Eurotiomycetes, Eurotiales, Aspergillaceae. Gene Ontology annotation, molecular function: heme binding; monooxygenase activity; oxidoreductase activity, acting on paired donors, with incorporation or reduction of molecular oxygen.
AUGGCCAUAUUCACAAGUAACCUUGACCACGCCGGCAUAUUUCAGCUCGCUCCUUUCGUGAUUGCGACUUUUGUUAUCCUUGCAAUUUUCGCCAAUGUUCUGAAACAGGCCCUUUUCAAAGAUACUAACAAACCGCCGCUCGUUUUUCAUUGGUUACCCAUCAUCGGAAGCACUCUUUCAUAUGGGAUCGAUCCGCUUAAAUUCUUGGAAGAUUGUAAGAAGAAGCACGGAGAUGUCUUUACGUUCAUCCUGUUCGGAAGACAUACUACUGUCUGUUUGGGGGCCAGAGGUAAUAACUUCGUGUUAAACGGUAAACACAGCGACCUCUCCGCCGAAGAAGUUUAUUCACCAUUAACUACUCCCGUUUUUGGGUCUGGAGUCGUCUUCGAUUGUCCAAAUGAGAAACUGAUGCAGCAGAAGAAGUUCGUCAAAUUCGGCUUAACAGACGCGUCGCUUAAACGCUACGUAAAGUUGAUUGCACUUGAAGCGGAGGAGUUCUUCGCGAGCUAUUGCAGUCUGCAAGGCACAAAUGGGGUAUUGGAUGUUCCGCCCGCUAUGGCGGAGCUCACAAUCUACACUGCUUCACGGUCUCUACAAGGCAAGGAAGUUCGUGCACAGUUUGACUCCACCAUCGCUGAGCUUUUCCAUGACCUGGACAUGGGUUUCACACCCAUAAACUUCUUGAUGCCCUGGGCACCUCUACCAAGGAAUCGUGCGCGUGACCGGGCACAAAAGAAGAUGACCCAGGUGUACUUGGAUAUCAUUCAGAAGCGGAGAGAACAAGGAAUGGGGAGCCACAACGUGGAGAAUGAGGACAUGAUCUGGAAUCUCAUGUCCUGCCAGUACAAAAAUGGAAGGAACCUUUCUGACAAGGAGAUUGCGCACAUGAUGAUUGCGCUUCUUUUAGGAGGCCACCACUCAUCUUCGGCAACCAUAUCAUAUAUUAUUCUACAGCUGGCUUUACAUCCAGAAGUCCAGGAGGAGCUCCUGAAGGAGCAGCUGAGCGUUCUAGGAUCCACGAACAGUCCUCUCACGUACGAUGGACUGCAGAAGCUGAAAUUGCAUCAGUAUACUGUGAAAGAAACAUUACGUCUACAUAACCCUGUUCAUUCAAUUCUACGACAGGUAAAAAGCCCCCUUGUGAUCCGCGGGAAUGUUUCUCGCUACGUUAUUCCGCCAUCUCAUCUUGUUCUUGCAAGUCCUGCGAGCAGUUCGCGAGAUGAGGUAUACUUUUCGGAGCCAAUGAAGUGGGAACCGCACCGAUGGGAGAAUAAUUUCACUGCCAACAUGACAAAAAUUGGCAAUGAAGAUGGUGACGAAGACGAGAAGGAAAGCAUAAGUACCGGCUCAAGCAGUCCCUAUCUACCAUUCGGUGGCGGUCGGCACAGGUGCAUUGGUGAAAAAUUCGCAUAUGUGCAACUUGAGGUUAUUUUAACACUACUCGUCCGUCACUUCAAAUUCAAUCGGUCGUUUGAGUUGCAAGGAUUUCCCGCAACAGAUUAUUCAGUGAGUCAUACAUGGACAACCAAAUAUUGA